UCUUUUAACCGUUUAUCGUCAUUAUCAUCGUCAUUGUGUGAAAAAAAUACUUCAGCUUUUUCAGACUUUUUUCAAGAAUCCCUUUUGUUUUAGGAUUACAUCAGUUUGGUGCGUUUGUCUGUCUGUUAAACCGUUUUGUUUUAUCUUGUUUCCAUGCUUUUAUGAUAUGCAAAGAUAGUGAACAAUUCAAUUGAUUUAUAUCCCAUCUUAUUCAGUAAUCUGAUCAGUUUUAUCCUUUUCAUGCUUCAUUGGAAUUCAAGUUUUGAUUAAAAUAAUUUCAACUUGUAUUUGAACAUCGCGCUCCCUUUGUUUGCUAAUUUUAAUUGGCUUGUUUUUUCCCGGUAAACUAAGGUUGGCAUCGCAUUAAAAUGGUUUCAUCUGUUAAUCAACUAACUGUACUGGUAACAUUGCUUUCCAUCGUUUUAUUUAAUCUAAUUGUUGUUUCAACAGCCUACCCGGUUGAUUGUAGUAAAUUUGUUUUCGCUCCAACAUGUCGAGGUGUUAUUGCCAAGAGGAUUAAUUCUAAUGGUUUCAAGACUAAUUCAAAGUCUACCCAAAAUGAUUUAACUGACAGAAGUGACCCAUGGCCUGAGAUGAAUCCAUCCUCAUCUUCGUACAAGAAUAUAAUCAGUAAACUGUUUCCAUCAAUGGUUAAAGAGAUGCACCCAAGCAACACCAAUUCUGGCUGGGAUAGAUUUGAUUCACUUUACCAGGGAAAUGAUGGACUACUUUUUGGAUCAUGAAGUGCAACCAUCUCAUAAGAUCCUAACUUUAUAUCCACAAAGCAAACUAAUCAAGAUCACUUAAAAAAGAGGAUAUUUGUGUUGUUUGGGUUUAAAUCAACAAAGCCAGGUAAUAAUUUGCCAUUAUCAUCAACCAAUCAAUCUCAUGGCUU
This is a messenger RNA of Tetranychus urticae (two-spotted spider mite), 895 nucleotides long. RefSeq lists its product as uncharacterized. NCBI's taxonomy places the organism in Eukaryota, Metazoa, Arthropoda, Arachnida, Trombidiformes, Tetranychidae. The record is from RefSeq and is a predicted model, not a curated record.